Messenger RNA from Pelobates cultripes (western spadefoot toad), 645 nucleotides. The record is from the annotation of a GenBank genome assembly. Lineage: Eukaryota; Metazoa; Chordata; Amphibia; Anura; Pelobatidae.
AUGGCAUAUACACCCGCACCAUUCCAUAUAAUCUCACAAAAUUGCAGAGGCCUGAACGCCCCCGAAAAAAGGUCCCACCUUCUACAAGACUUAAAACGCCACCGAGUAUCGAUUGCCCUCCUACAAGAAACGCAUCUCAGGGAGGUAGACACCCAAAGAAUACAAAACAAACACUAUAAUACCACCUACCACAGCAGCCACCAAACCACACGAAAAGCUGGAGUCUCGAUUCUCCUAAGCACCACCCUACAAUUCACUCACUCCGAAACGCUCAAAGACACAGAAGGGAGAUACAUAUUCGUGAAAGGAACAAUCGCCCAGAGAACCUAUACGUUCGCCUCAGUUUACGCCCCAAACGUAAACCAGGUUAAGUUCCUGCGCAAAAUGCUCCUGAAUCUAGCAACUUUUACGGAGGGCAUCCUUACCCUCGGUGGCGACCUCAACCUGCCUUUAGACCCUAUAGCAGACACUUCUACUGGACAGAGCACGAUAGCGCAAGCGGCAAUCAGAAGGCUCCGCAGAACACUACACGACUUGAGAUUGGUGGAUACUUGGCGAGCACUACACCCGGACAGCCGAGACUAUACACACUACUCGACCCUACACAAACAAUACUCGCGCAUUGACUACAUUUUCAUCCAAUAA